GUUAGAACCUGUUUGUGUCGGCAGAAAAAUAGCCCACUGCUUUACAUGACCUAGAUAGCUCACCUCGUUUUCCCCAGAAAAAAAAGGUCUCCCAUUCAAGUAAGUAACGAACACAUUCGGAACGGUGCAUUGAGACAUUUUUAAUUUUUUUUUCCGGGAAAAUUAAUUAAUUUUAGGAUUGGGAAGACAAUGAUGAAAAAGAGGUCCAAUGUGUAUGGUGGUGGUAGAAUGAUGAGCGGGAGCUCCACAACGACGUCGUCGUUGACGUCGAGGGACGAGGAAAUUGAGUGGGAAAUGAGACCUGGGGGUAUGUUGGUGCAGAAAAGAAUCGGCAAUCCCCAGGUUUCAUCUCCCAUCCUGCGGCUUCGGAUCGCUUUCGGUGUGCUGCGGUACGAGAUCUCGAUCAACUCUCGAGCCACCUUCGGGGAGGUGAAGAAGCUUCUGACGGCGGAGAGUGGUCUACAGCCAGGAGAGCAAAAGCUAAUUUUCCGAGGCAAAGAGCGAGAAAAUGGAGAGUAUUUGGACAUUUGCGGGGUUAAAGACCGAUCGAAACUCAACUUGAUCGAGGACCCUUGUAGCAUCGAGAGGAGAUUCAUCGAGAUGCGAAGGAACGCCAAAAUCCAGACUGCACAGCGCACCAUCUCGGACGUCUCCAUGGAAAUCGAUAAGCUGGCGGAGCAGGUCUCUGCAAUUGAAAAAUCAAUCUCAAACGGUGUCAAGGUAUCCGAGGUUCAGAUCACUACAUUAAUAGAGAUGCUAAUGAGACAAGCAAUCAAAUUGGAUGGCAUUCCUGCAGAAGGAGAGGCUUCUGCUCUGAAGAAUUUACAGGGUAAGAGAGUCCAGAAGUGUGUUGAAACCCUUGAUGUGCUGAAGAUAUCAAAUGCAAAAGUGAAGCCUGUUGUUGUGACAACUAAGUGGGAAACCUUCGAUCCUCCACCGACCACAGCCCAUUGGGAAUUUUUCGAUUGACCUUCUCUUCCUACUGCCCUCCUCAUUUUUAUGUUCUCUGUUCAUUCGUCUUCCGCAAAGCUGGAGAGGAACAAAGGUCAAAGCGAGCUUAGCCUCUUUGUACGUGUGGCGCACCCUUCCUCCACGACACAUCCCAAUAACUAGUGAAAGAUAGAUGAUCAUUGUUGGCAUGGCUUUGUUAUUGGAAGUCUGUUGGACAGCUUUCCACCUACAUAAAGCCAUGUUGCUCAUUUUACGCGGUUAAGUUAAGCAGUGAUUUUGAAGAUGACCAGGAUAAUGUUGCUUACUGGUAUUCUGUUUCUUGCACACAGUUGCUUCUUGCUUGUAUAUGAAAAGCUCAUUCUGUAGAGACAUAUAAAAUCUUAGUUGCUACUGGUCCAUAGGUUUUGUUUUCUUGGUAGUAGGUUCCCCUCAUAAUUUUUAUUGGCUAAUAAGACAUCCACAAAGUACAAACUAUAAAUGGCAGGGUGUUAUAAAGCUCUCUGAUAGUGGACUUGACUGUGGAGGUGUAUAUUACUUCAUGGUUUUUUUUUUUUUUUUUGGUAUGGUAAUGGUAUAUUGAUUCAUGUUGAA
Molecule: messenger RNA, 1542 nt
Organism: Ziziphus jujuba (common jujube)
Lineage: Eukaryota; Viridiplantae; Streptophyta; Magnoliopsida; Rosales; Rhamnaceae
Product: BAG family molecular chaperone regulator 3
Exons: 4
Coding region: 190-969 (259 amino acids)
Biological process (GO): protein stabilization
Cellular component (GO): cytoplasm
Molecular function (GO): adenyl-nucleotide exchange factor activity; protein-folding chaperone binding
Source: RefSeq, a predicted model, not a curated record